Letharia columbiana is the source of this 1320-nucleotide messenger RNA. RefSeq lists its product as uncharacterized. NCBI's taxonomy places the organism in Eukaryota, Fungi, Ascomycota, Lecanoromycetes, Lecanorales, Parmeliaceae. Gene Ontology annotation, molecular function: lipid binding; protein binding. Gene Ontology annotation, biological process: endocytosis; actin cortical patch localization; plasma membrane tubulation. Gene Ontology annotation, cellular component: actin cortical patch; medial cortex; Rvs161p-Rvs167p complex. Bases 1 to 1320 code for a protein of 439 amino acids. The record is from RefSeq and is a predicted model, not a curated record. The transcript has 7 exons.
AUGAGUUUGAAGGGUUUCCAGAAGGCAGCUGUUCGGGCGCCCCAAACAUUCAAGCAGAGAUUCAACGUUGGCGAGCACACCAAGGACGCUGUCUACAUCGAUUCAGAGAGACGAUUUCAGGAGCUCGAGAAGGAGACGAAGAAAUUACAUGAUGAAUCCAAGAAAUACUUCGAUGCCAUCAAUGGCAUGCUAAAUCACCAGAUCGAGUUCUCCAAAGCUGUGCAGGAAAUCUACAAGCCAAUAUCAGGGCGAGUCUCGGAUCCGGAUUCGAUAAUACCGGAAGGGAAUCCUGAAGGUAUCCAAGCGUGUGAGGAGUAUGAAAACAUUGUUAGAGAAUUACAAGCAACGCUGGCGCCGGAGCUGGAAAUGAUACAAGCAAGGGUAAUAGGGCCUGCAGACGAACUUCUCAACGUCAUAAAAGUUGCGCAGAAGUCGCUUCAGAAAAGAGCACACAAGCAGCUUGAUUACGAUCGGCACCGAGCUACCCUAAAGAAGAUUCAAGAUAAGAAAGACAAAUCAUUGAAGGAUGAAAAGGCGCUAUACAAGGCCGAGAACGAUGCGGAGCAAGCUACCCAAGAAUUCAACUACUUCAAUGACCUCCUCAAAGACGAGCUGCCUAAGCUGUUCCAGCUCGAACGCGAAUUCAUACGCCCGCUAUUCCAGUCGUUCUACUAUAUGCAACUUAACGUUUUCUACACGCUUCACGAGAAAAUGCAAAGCAUCGAUAUUGGCUACUUCAACCUUACCCUCGACAUCGAAGAGGCUUUUGAUGCGAAGCGGGGAGAUAUUCGAGAACAGACCGAAGGCCUUUCCAUUGUUAGAUUCAAGACAACAGGAGCGAAAAAAGCUGGACCCCCGAAGUACGGCCCUGGCAGUAAAAUGGCACUGGAGGGUCCAACCAGCCGACUGGCAAUAGAAGGAAGGAAAUCAUCCGAUGCCCCAACAAGAAGAUCUACCCACGACUUUGUGGAGAACCCACCUCCACCAUACAAUGCAUCUGGAUCCCCCAGCCUUAAUGGCGACAGCUCCAUGGCUCGCGCGAACAGCACCGGUAGUUCUUGGGGAGCAGCAGCCAAGGCCAAGGGAGCAGCCCCUCCUCCACCCAAGCCAAAGCCUUCACGAUUGGCUGGAGCACCCGCAGUCGCUGAUCGAGCUGAGGCCUUAUAUGACUACGAAGCACAAGCGGCAGGUGAUCUGAGUUUUGCGACUGGAGAUAUCAUAGACAUCAUAGAGAAAGGGGCCACGGAGAAUGAAUGGUGGACGGGGCGUCUAGAUGGCCGACAAGGGCAAUUUCCAGGCAAUUACAUACGAAUGCUAUGA